UCGUGAAGUAAAUAAAUAAACCAAUCAUGCCGUGAAGCUGAGACCUCGGGUUCACUCCAAGAACUCUCCACCCUCAUCAGACUCCAAUCAUUGCCACAGUGAGCCGCCAGGUCCUCCUCCUCACACCCACGCUGGGCAGCACUGUGGAGAGUUUUUGGAAAAGUUUACGAAGAGGUUUUGGUCAGACACUGUUGGCAGCCAAGCGCGCCCCCGCUGCGCUUUGUUAUUAUCUUAAAGGACUCGCACCAAAUGGAUUCAUCUCUCGAGUUUUCCAGCUCUUUGGGUAGUGUAUCCUCACUGCUAACCCGCUGUCGGACAUUCAAGGUGCUUGUGAUUGGAGACUCCGGGGUGGGUAAGACCUGCCUCACGCACCGGCUGAGCGCCGGAGAGUUCCCCUGCAGAGCGGAGGCCACGAUCGGCGUGGAUUUCCGCGAGAGAGUGCUUGAAAUCGAUGGAGAGAAAAUCAAGCUCCAGCUGUGGGACACAGCAGGACAGGAGCGCUUUCGUAAAUCCAUGGUGCAGCACUACUACCGUAACGUCCACGCGGUGCUCUUCAUUUACGACGUCACCUGCCCUGCCAGCUUCAUUGGCCUGACUUCCUGGAUAGAAGAGUGCCGGCAACACUGCCUGGGACAAGACAUACCACGAUUCCUAGUGGGGAAUAAGAGCGACCUCCGUGACACCAGUAGGACCAACAGCCAGGUGACCCAGGAACGGGCGACGAGUUUCGCCAAAGCGCACAGCAUGAUGUUUUUUGAGACGUCCGCCAAGGACCCGCCAAAGAAAUGCACGAGCGGACGGCGAGGCGAGGGGCAGGUGCUGUAUCAGCAGGAUAACGUGGAGGACAUCGUCACCGCUGUCGGUCUCAAACUGAAGAGACUGAAGAAACCUUCGACAACAAAUUCCCUGGCGUACAGCGGCUCCUUCAAGCUCGUUAACAAGAAGGCCGAAAAGGAGGCGGCGAGCUGCUGCUGAGGAAAUGCAGUCGCUCCCACACAGAACUUAAACUCUUAAAAAGGUGAAAUGUGCCACUUGGAAACUUUGUGUACAUUUGUAAUCUCAUUGUUUACAAUAGCUGCAAAAUAAAAUACUGUGAAUGUAAAUAUCCAC
Archocentrus centrarchus (flier cichlid) is the source of this 1110-nucleotide messenger RNA. RefSeq names its product ras-related protein Rab-33B-like. The record is from RefSeq and is a predicted model, not a curated record. The transcript is spliced from 3 exons. The coding region runs from base 250 to 975 and encodes 241 amino acids. Gene Ontology annotation, molecular function: GTPase activity; GTP binding. Gene Ontology annotation, biological process: Rab protein signal transduction. NCBI's taxonomy places the organism in Eukaryota, Metazoa, Chordata, Actinopteri, Cichliformes, Cichlidae.